CUGGGCAUUCUCUGUUGGAGACCCUCACCGAAAUGGUUGAAGGCAAUUGUCACUUGCAUACUCCUGUCCAUAUUGUCGAGGUCAUGGGCACCCAACAUCAUGACCUACAUACAUGCAUGUUCCCAUACCAGAGGAGUAAACCUGUUUCCAUGGCUGGUGAUGGUUGGGCUAGCAGUUCCGCCAAUGGCAAACAUGAGCCACUUAGUGUAGUCGUUGUUUAUCACGUGGAAGUGACCGUUCCUGCAUCUGCAAAUGGACCGGGUGGACGGACACGACGGGGUUUGUGCGUGUGUUUCACAAAUUUGUUUAAUUAAUUGAGAUUUGAGAUGCCAUGAUGAUCAUAUAUACUAUAUAUAUAUAUAUAAUAAGGUAGAUUCUAUGGUACCCUUAAGGUAUCAUAUCUAUGUUCACAUGGACCAAUCAAAAUGAUGUAAUUGAAUUAUUUAAAUCUAAAUUACAAAUGAUGUAAUGAUUU
Molecule: messenger RNA, 475 nt
Organism: Cuscuta europaea
Lineage: Eukaryota; Viridiplantae; Streptophyta; Magnoliopsida; Solanales; Convolvulaceae
Source: the annotation of a GenBank genome assembly